AACCCCACACCACCAUAUAUCCUUUUUCUUCCACUCUCUUUACUAAAAUCUAAUCUUCCUUUUUCAUUAACUUGAUCUCACCAAGGUUUGUUUUCUUCAAAAUCUUCAAACCCCAUCUUCAAAGUUUCAAACUUUAUAUCAUUUUUUCAUAGAUCUAGUGAUUCCAGCCACGGAGUUCCCAAGUCAAGCUGGAGAAGGAUCUGCCUCUUCCCAAAAAAAAAUGGGAAGAGGUAAGAUUGAAAUAAAAAGAAUUGAAAAUACUACAAAUCGUCAAGUCACCUUUUGUAAGAGAAGAAAUGGAUUGCUCAAAAAAGCUUAUGAAUUGUCUGUUCUUUGUGAUGCUGAAGUUGCUCUCAUCGUCUUCUCUACUCGUGGCCGUCUCUAUGAAUAUGCAAAUAAUAGUGUUAGAGGAACGAUUGAGAGGUACAAGAAAGCAUUUGCUGACUCUUCCAAUUCCGGAUUAUCAGUUGCGGAAGCUAAUGUACAGUUUUACCAGCAAGAAGCCUCCAAGUUAAAGAGACAGAUUAGGGAAAUUCAGAACUCAAACAGGCAUAUUCUGGGAGAAGCACUCAGCUCAUUAUCAUUAAAGGACCUCAAAAGUCUGGAGGGCAGAUUGGAGAGAGGAAUCAGCAAAGUUAGGGCUAAAAAGAACGAAACCUUGUGUGCAGAGAUGGAAUUCAUGCAAAAAAGGGAAAUGGAGCUUCAGAACCACAAUAACUAUCUGCGAGCACAGAUUGCCGAACACGAAAGAAUACAACAACAGCAACAACAACAACAAACGAACAUGAUGCAAAGGGCAACAUAUGAGACAGUGGGAGGACAAUACGAUGAUCAGAAUAGAAGUUAUGGGGCUGUGGGGCUUAUGGAUUCCGACACUCAUUACGCCCAUCAAGACCAUCUCACUGCCCUUCAGCUUGUUUAAAUUUUAUAACCCAAAAAAAAGAAGAAAAAAAAAAAAAGAGAGAUUAAAGCUGCCUUUUUUCUUUUUUCUUUUUUUUUUUUUUUAAAAAAAUUGUUGUUGUUGUUAUUAUUAUUUCCGAUCUGCAAUUACCCAGGAUGUCAAAUAAUACUGCCUUUUGAAGGUCCCUGCUUCUGGCUGAGAUAAUUCUCAUGGUAUUUAUUUGUGUAGUGUUAUAUAUUAUGGUACAAUCAAAUGACUGAACAUAGACUUC
This is a messenger RNA of Benincasa hispida (wax gourd), 1172 nucleotides long. It is a transcript of the gene SHP1, whose product is annotated as K-box region and MADS-box transcription factor family protein. Gene Ontology annotation, cellular component: nucleus. Gene Ontology annotation, biological process: positive regulation of transcription by RNA polymerase II. Gene Ontology annotation, molecular function: protein dimerization activity; RNA polymerase II transcription regulatory region sequence-specific DNA binding; DNA-binding transcription factor activity. Lineage: Eukaryota; Viridiplantae; Streptophyta; Magnoliopsida; Cucurbitales; Cucurbitaceae. The record is from RefSeq and is a predicted model, not a curated record.